AUGGCUGGAAAUUUUACAGUUCUCUCUUUGUUUUCCAAGUUAUCCCUUUUAUUCUUCAUCAAUUUGUUUCUUUCUCCACUCAUUGAGGGAAAACAUGGUUUUUCUACUCAUCUCAUACAUCGUGACACCCCAAAAUCCCCCCUUUACAAUCCUUCCAACUCCUACUUUGAAACGCUUAACAAAGCUUUUCAUCGAUCGUUCUCUCGAGCCGAGUAUUUCAAGAAAAGAAUCUCCCAGUCGCAUUCCAAGAGUUUAUCAGAUUCUUUUGAUGGAAUCCAGUCCCACAUCACAUCCAUCACUGGGGAGUACCUCAUCAAAGUAUCCAUCGGAACCCCACCUGUUGAUAUCCUAGCCAUUGCUGACACGGGCAGCGAUCUUACUUGGACACAAUGCAAUCCCUGCAGACAAUGCUAUGAGCAAAGUGCCCCUCUUUUUGAUCCAAGUAAAACUUCGAGUUAUCGAAAGUUAUCAUGCGAAUCUCUGUUGUGUACUGAAGUUGGAACUCAAACUUGUGAUUCUGAAAACAAUUGUGGAUAUAGAGUUUCUUAUGGAGAUCAUUCUUAUAGUAUUGGUGAUCUUUCUGCGGAAACUUUUACCUUUGAAUCAAGCUCUGGCGGAAGUGUAUCAAUUCCGAAAGUUGUUUUCGGUUGCGGGCACGAAAAUGAAGGCACUUUCAAUGAAAGUGCGUCCGGGAUAGUUGGACUUGGGGGAGGAUCAUUGUCUCUUAUCAAGCAACUGAGUGGAUCAAUCGGUGGCAGAUUUUCCUAUUGCUUAGUGCCUAAAGAUUCAGGAUCAGAUGCUUCAAGUAAGAUCAAUUUUGGUACAAAUGCUGUUGUUUCAGGCCCAACAGCAGUUUCAACUCCACUGAUCAAGAAAAAUCCAGAUACAUUUUACUAUCUCAAUCUAGAAGGCUUCAGCAUUGGAAAUACAAGGAUUUCAAACAAGGGUUUCUCCAAGUUGCAUAAUAUUUCCUCUACUGCUGUAGAAGAGGGCAACAUCAUAAUUGACUCUGGAACAACUCUAACUUAUGUCCCUCAGGAACUUUACCAAGAUUUGGAAUCACAACUUAGCAAAAUAAUAAGGGGCACACGGGUUUCUGAUCCACUAAGUAUCUUUGGCCUUUGCUAUAAGUCUGAAAGAAAUAUCGAGUUUCCCAAACUUGUUGCUCACUUUACUAAUGCAGAUAUAGUAUUGGCUCCAACCAGUACAUUUCUUGAAGUCUCCGAAGGCAUGAUUUGUUUGACUAUAGUUCCAUCAGAUGAACUUGCAAUUUUUGGGAACCUUCUGCAGAUAAAUUAUCUUAUCGGGUAUGAUCUUGUAAACGGGAAGGUCUCCUUCUUGCCUGCUGAUUGCACCAAAAAUUAG
Messenger RNA from Coffea eugenioides, 1365 nucleotides. Its product is annotated as aspartic proteinase CDR1-like. The record is from RefSeq and is a predicted model, not a curated record. The coding region runs from base 1 to 1365 and encodes 454 amino acids. Lineage: Eukaryota; Viridiplantae; Streptophyta; Magnoliopsida; Gentianales; Rubiaceae. Gene Ontology annotation, cellular component: extracellular region. Gene Ontology annotation, molecular function: aspartic-type endopeptidase activity. Gene Ontology annotation, biological process: proteolysis. The transcript has a single exon.